This is a messenger RNA of Melanotaenia boesemani (Boeseman's rainbowfish), 3271 nucleotides long. RefSeq names its product carbohydrate (keratan sulfate Gal-6) sulfotransferase 1 (gene chst1). The transcript has 2 exons. The record is from RefSeq and is a predicted model, not a curated record. Gene Ontology annotation, cellular component: Golgi membrane. Gene Ontology annotation, biological process: keratan sulfate proteoglycan metabolic process; N-acetylglucosamine metabolic process; carbohydrate metabolic process. Lineage: Eukaryota; Metazoa; Chordata; Actinopteri; Atheriniformes; Melanotaeniidae. Bases 832 to 2118 code for a protein of 428 amino acids. Gene Ontology annotation, molecular function: keratan sulfotransferase activity; N-acetylglucosamine 6-O-sulfotransferase activity.
UUUGUUUUCAUCCAAGAAAUUUUAACAGCAUUUCUCCACAUUAUGCACAGAUAGUAUUAUGAAUCGCUACUUUUCUCUUUCGUGUGUUUGCGUGCAUGCGUGUGAAGGUGUGUGUGGCGGUGGUGGUGGGGGGGUCAAGUGCCAUGGUUGGCUUCAGAAGUUGUGAUUUUAUUUACCUAAUUCCAGUUGCCAGUGCGAAGGCCUCCGUCUAUCAUUGUGAGCAUUGUUUGACAUUCCUACAUGGGACACACCGCUCUGCUACUUUCAGAUUUUUUUACUUAGAGUACAACUUCCCCUUGACAUGACAAUGACAAUGAAGCUUGAAACUACAUUGUUUUAACCCCCCCUUCAAUAAACAUGGGAAUAAGGUCCUCAGAUGCUGACUUUUUGGAACAGCUGGAGAGCAAGAAUGGAUGUACAGUGGAUGUUUGCUGCAGUACGUCAAGAAUUAUGUGGCUCGUAAUUGUUCUUUUAACCCAUGCAGGGCAAUUAUGUAAUCACAGUUGUUGUAAUUAUUUUGAAUAUAUCUAUGUUUCUGUUUUUUUUUUUUUUUUUUUUUUUUUUUUACUUUAAAUACUGUACGUACUCCAGUGUUAUCUUGGCACUGAUGCUGCUGUGUUUUGGCAGGCAGUUUCAGCUGACUGGAGAGAAACCAAAACAGGGGUCUAGAACGUCUUCUUUUUUUUUUCCUUUAAUCUUUUUCAAUUUGUAGAAAGUCCACUGCAGCACAGGCGGGAGAAUGGGAGAUAAAUCAAAUGAUUAAGACACAUGAUUCUGUGUCACAGGGACAACCUGGCAUAGAUGGCUGAGUCUAGAUGAAGUGGUUCAGCCAUGCAAUGUUCCUGGAAGUCAGUGAUCCUGCUGGCCUUGGCCUCCAUUGCCAUCCAGUACACAGCCAUUCGGACACUCACCUCCAAACCUUUCCAGCUGUGCCCGCUGCCAAGCCCCCAGAACUGUGGUUUGGGGGCUCAGGAGACAGACCCUCCCUUUGAACGAGGAACAGCAGGCGGGGGAGGCUGUGAUGACUAUCCUUAUUUUUCCAUCAAUGCCACCCGUAAACUGCACAUAUUGGUUUUGGCCACUACACGUAGUGGCUCUUCCUUUGUCGGGCAACUGCUGAACCAGCACCAGGAGAUAUUCUACCUAUUUGAGCCUCUUUAUCAUGUUUAUGCCACACUGGUUCCACGUCAGUCACACAACCGCAAUCCUGCAGACCGUCGUGUGACAUUAGGUGCCAGUCGAGACCUUCUGCGUAGCCUGUAUGGCUGUGACCUCUAUUUCCUAGAGAACUACAUCAAACCAACACCCACGAACCAUACCACGGACAAACUGUUCCGUCGUGGUGCCAGCCGAGCAUUGUGCCAGCAGCCUGUAUGUGAUGCUUUUGGUCCUGCUGAUGCUAAUGUGGAGGAAGGAGACUGUGUAAGGAAGUGUGCAACUUUAAACAUGACCUUAGCAACAGAGGCAUGUCACGAAAAAAAGCAUGUUGCAAUCAAAGUUGUCCGGGUGCCGGAGAUUGGAGACCUACGUGCUUUGGUUGAAGACCCACGGCUGAACAUUAAAGUAAUUCAACUGGUCAGAGACCCACGGGGUAUCCUGUCAUCACGGAUUGAGACAUUCAGGGACCCAUAUCGUCUGUGGCGUAUUUGGAGGGCCACAGGGAGACGGCCCUAUAAUCUAGACAUGAAUCAGCUUACAGUUAUCUGUGAUGACUUUUUUGGAUCUGUUUCAACUGGUCUCAGCCAUCCCCACUGGUUGAAAGGGAAAUACAUGUUGGUUCGAUAUGAGGAUUUGGCUAAAAAUCCACUUCUUAAGACACAAGAGAUCUAUGACUUUCUGGGGCUGCCUAUGGAUAAAAAUGUGAAACAGUGGAUACGUGCAAACACUCGAGGCAGCAAUGAGCCCUCAGCAAAACACAAGUUUGGUACAGUGAGAGACUCAGCAGCUAAUGCUGAGAGUUGGCGCUUAAAACUGUCCUACGACAUCGUAGAAUCCACUCAAACAAUGUGUCAAAAGGUACUUCAUCAGCUGGGAUACAAAGCUGUGAAAUCAGUCGAGGAACUAAAAAAUAUGUCCUUCUCACUGGUACAGGACAAAAACUUUGUACCAUUUUUGUAAUGAACAUAUUUCUCGAAUGACUAUUUUUGAUAUAUUUAUAAUUGUUGCCUUAUAAGUUCCUUAGUUUGUCUCAUUUCUGUGAUUUUGUUUCUUGAAAUUUGCACUAAAAUGUAAAGAUGAUGAAUGCACCAAGGGAGCUUUGAAUAAGUCGUCAGUGAUACAGAACAGCACAUCUCAAACAUAAGUAAUCAAGUAAUCAAACAAGCUAGUUUACAAAGGUCACAUUAAUUAUUUUCCAUGAACAGAAUCAAUUUAAAGGCACUGCCUUUGUUCAUUUUCUGUAUGCAAAAUGUUGUUUCAGCAAAUUAAAAUGUUUUUUUUUUUUCCAUUAAAACAAAGAAAAAGGGGCUGCUCAGUAGGAAGACACAGUCUUUUUAAGACCUGUAAUGGCAAAUUUUAACUGUACAAGCUCUUUUGUGCAAUAAAUAGUGAAUGUUGCAGUCAACCUUUACCAAUAUGGCAUUUUUAUCCAUGUGGGAAGAGGAGCGAUACUUCUGACAGAUGCUGUGCUUGCAAAGGAUAAUUGCAGACAAUUAAUAGGCUCUCAAGUGAAAGGGACAGUCUCCCAUUGGAGGUCACGAGUGUUUCAUCAGAGGAUUUACAACCAUCUGUGAUAGACAAACACGCACUAAUGAGAGAUAACACUAAAAUCUUUACCACACAAUUCAUUUUUUGAAGAUAAUUCUGACAAUAAAAGAAUCAUUGUAGGUUCAUAUGCAGCUGAAGCACUAAUGAUGAGCCACUGUUUUAUUUAUGACCUUAUGUUUUGAUUUGUUCAUUUAAAUUUUUACAAUUUUUACUGUGGGUAUUAAUGCUUUCUGCCUGUGAUUCAAUUAUUUAUGGCACAGUUUCCUAUUUAUAGAAUAGAGCCAUCAUCUAAAAAGUUGAGGCCUUUCAUGUUUUGUGUUACCUAAUAAGCAGGGAGUGAAUAAAAACAGAAAGUGCAUCAGAGCAAAAAUAUCCUAUGCAUUUUCACUCAACCAAGAAGCACAGCUAUUCUGACAGUCCAUGUUGCAUCUAUGUUUAUCUCUUGGAUAAAAGAUUCAUAACUGAAGAAGAUAUGUCUUUGUAGAACAGGUUGCACUGCAGAUUCCAGGUUUUUAUUUUCCAGGAUAUGUGGAUGGCUUAUAAACCAUCCACAUAUUCUGGCUGU